This is a messenger RNA of Adineta ricciae, 1164 nucleotides long. The record is from the annotation of a GenBank genome assembly. Lineage: Eukaryota; Metazoa; Rotifera; Eurotatoria; Adinetida; Adinetidae.
AUGAGUACAAGUCCCUCAUCGCGUCACAAUACAAAAAAACUCAAUAAGGCUGCGACGAUGAAUUCGGCGAGCAAACAUCAGCAACAAUCCUCAUCUUCAUCAUCAUCGUCAACGAAUUCGAACGCUUUCCCACGUUAUUUACCUCAUGCUCUGCUUUUACGUGCUACUGAACGUUAUCAACGCACACCUAAGUGUGCACGAUGCCGAAAUCAUGGUGUUGUUUCGGCGUUGAAAGGUCAUAAACGUUACUGUAAUUGGAAAGAUUGCAUUUGUGCUAAAUGUACACUUAUUGCUGAACGACAACGUGUCAUGGCUGCACAAGUUGCCCUACGCCGACAACAAGCACAAGAAGAAAAUGAUGCACGAGAACUGAGUGCGAUCUAUGGAACGCCACCGGAAGCCAUUUUAGCUCUACGUCGAUCACUCAAUGCUACGGCUGAUGGUUUAGCAACAACGUCAUCGACUGUCUUAGAAGACGAUGAAGGCAAUACGAGCAACGACGAAGAGAACUCGAAUGAUGUUGUUUCAAUUGAAAAAAAUUCAACAUACAAUGGUACCAAUGGAAAAGAGGGUAACGAGAAUGACAAUGACAAUGACGAUGAAGACACGAAUAGCAAAAGUCCUCAUCCAUCAUCACCAACAGACAAUCAUUCAAUAAAACGCGCAUCAAAUUCACCGGCUGCCGUACGAUCAUCCGAUGAAAUAGCUUCACGGCGGACCUCGUCGCCUAUUUCACCAUCAUCAUCACCGCGAACAAAAGAAGCAGUAACAAAUCAACAUGCCCACCACCAACAACAACAACAACUUUUCCCUCUCCCAUCCAAUGAGCACGAUAUGUCUGAAGCUGUUAAACGUGUUAUCGCCAGUGUCUAUUCCGAAGCCACUAAAUCAGCAUUCAGUCCAAUCAUGGCAUCAACCUAUUUGAAUCAUCAUCACCAUCAACAAAACCGUCUUUUUACUUCCCCUUAUCCACCACCUCAUCCCCUUUAUUUUCACCAUCCACCACCGCCCAUCCCAUCACCAGCUUCAAUGAGUAUUCUCUCACGGGCAACAUCACUUGCCGCUGCACCAAGACAUCCAUCACAUCAUCGAUGCAUAUUACCAUUCUGUACAUGUAAACUUGUUGCUCCGUCAUCAUCAUCAUCAUCAACAACAACCAAUUAA